AUGGCUGCCGUCCUCAACAACCUCUUUGGAGGCAGCAAGUCCUCGGCCACUCCGGUACCUUCCGGUGACUCUGACUUCGCCGACUUCGCCGGGGCUCCUGACCCGACCCCGUUGCCGCUGACUGCGACCGGCGGCUCGACGCUCGGCGGAGCGCAGGCUUCUGUCACUGCCCGUCCCUACACGAAAUGGUACCGGGUCCACGAGCGCCACUCGCUGGACGAGUUCUACUCGGAGGGCAUCAUUCUGGGCGUCAUCGCGGUCAUUGUCGUCUUGCAUCUCUUUGGUGCGCGAAUGAACCGCUCCAAGGCGCGGUCAUGGAUCAGGGCGCAUGCCAAACCUCUUGCCUCUGAGUUUGCGCUCGUGGGCUUCGGGAGCCUGCCUGCCAACGCGGCCGACAACGCCAGCGACGAGGUCUUGAAGGAGCUGAAGAACGCCAAUGAGGCCAACCCCAACUCCCUCCUCAAGGAGAAGUCUCUUUUCGAGUUCGCCACAUAUGCCACUGGUCGCCAGAACGUUGCCUUCCUGGAUGUCAAACUCACCCUUCUGAAGCGCUUCAACCCCAUCACCACCAUCUUUGAGCAGGUCAUGGGCUUCUUCGUUGAGAGCGCUGGCACGCCUGAGGACAACCUCGAGGCUGUCAUCUACCCCUUCGAUGGCAAGGAGGCGCUCACUGUUCCCGGUCUCCCUGGCGCACACGAGGGCAAGGCCAAGGACUCGAAGAGUGCUUUCGACGGUUUCGUCUGGGCCCUGGUCAGCAAGGACCACAUGAAGCAGAUUCGCGACGACCGCUACGAUGUUUCUCUGACCUACACCAAGGACCACCCCAAGCUACCCUCCUGGCUCUCGGUCAUGAGCGAGAGUGCUGAGAUCACCGACGCUCUGCUCACUCCUGAACUGAUCAAGGCUGCUCAGGAUGCUGGCGACAACUUCCAGUAUCUCAUUGUCUCUGAUCAGCCUGUCGACAAGCCCAAGACUAUCGACGAGACCACCCCUCGCAAGCGGAUCUUCCUGAGGUACAAGCUGCCCUCGAACAACAACUACGAGUCCCUUGUGCCGCUCUUCAGCUACUUCAUCCGCAUGCCUGAUGCCCUGGUUCAGUCUGGCCGCUUCCGGCCCGAGGUUCUGCGCAAGGUUAAGAACGUGCGCGAGGAGAUGAUCAAGCAGCUCCGAAAGGCCGACGAGGAGGAGAAGGCCGAGGAGCGUGCUGCCGAGCGCGAGAAGGCGCGCAAGCAGAAGCGCGAUGCCGAGCUCAACGCCCUCGACGCCAAGGCCCAGAAGAAGUACCUGGAGAAGGAGAGGGAGAAGGAGAUGCGCAAGAUGCAGAAGAGGCAGACUACUCGUGCGUAA
Thyridium curvatum is the source of this 1347-nucleotide messenger RNA. RefSeq lists its product as uncharacterized. NCBI's taxonomy places the organism in Eukaryota, Fungi, Ascomycota, Sordariomycetes, Thyridiales, Thyridiaceae. The record is from RefSeq and is a predicted model, not a curated record. The transcript has 3 exons. Gene Ontology annotation, biological process: endoplasmic reticulum calcium ion homeostasis. The coding region runs from base 1 to 1347 and encodes 448 amino acids. Gene Ontology annotation, cellular component: endoplasmic reticulum. Gene Ontology annotation, molecular function: calcium ion binding.